Messenger RNA from Drosophila nasuta, 876 nucleotides. RefSeq lists its product as uncharacterized. The record is from RefSeq and is a predicted model, not a curated record. Lineage: Eukaryota; Metazoa; Arthropoda; Insecta; Diptera; Drosophilidae. The transcript has a single exon. The coding region runs from base 1 to 876 and encodes 291 amino acids.
AUGGAAAAAAUCUAUCAGACUUUCAUCGCUCGCUUCGCUCAAUUGCUAUCAGCGCCCUUCCACACCGACAGUCGCACUAGCGACUUCCCUCAGGUCACCAAACUCCUUUCACAACUGAAAGAAAGUCCACAAAAAUACACUCGCGACAUAUUUGAAACUCUGUUUGACGAUGUGCUUUCUUUGGAAUCCUCGCUGAGGGUGGCACAACGACUGGGCAAUUUCAACGCCAGCUUAGAGCAAUUGGCCAUGGCCAACUUGCAAUUUUUAAAUCGUUCCGAGGUCUUGGUUAAUUCGAGUGCUCACGCUGUGUUGCUGGACAAUCUACGCCAGUUGAUGAAGCAACCGAAUUUUCACCACGAAGUAGAGCGCUUUAUACUUCAUGAAGUGUACAAAUUGCUGCCGUCGAAAAUGCAUUUGCUCUUCAUCGCCCAGAAGGUGUGUUUGCGCAAGGCGGAUAACGACAAGGAAUAUAUUUAUGAGUGCUCAGGUUCUUCCAACAUGUGCACUAACCAACGAUACGAAGAACAGGCGUCUCUCACUGUGCAACAUCAAAUUAGUGACGUCGACAAUAAAACUCAGUUUGCCUUCUACAAUCGGUACUGGAAUAAUCAUUAUUUAGGAAUAGAAGACUCGUUAAGAGGGCAGCCAGGAGUGACCAAAAACGUGGGCGGCCGGGUCGAAAUCUACUGGUUGAAUGUGGUGCCUGUGGAAAAAGGCGUGGCAAUCUACGACGCUGCAACAUCCAGCUCCGUGAUCUGCGGCGGCGAUCCAGCGCAAUGGAAUAAAUGGUACCAUUAUGCAUACACUCGGCGUGCAGAGGAUUUUGAUGAGCAUCGCAAGGAUUGCACCUGGAUUAUCGAGGAUUGCAGCAAAUAA